Molecule: messenger RNA, 2349 nt
Organism: Ascochyta rabiei
Lineage: Eukaryota; Fungi; Ascomycota; Dothideomycetes; Pleosporales; Didymellaceae
Exons: 5
Coding region: 1-2349 (782 amino acids)
Biological process (GO): protein deubiquitination
Cellular component (GO): cytosol; nucleus
Source: RefSeq, a predicted model, not a curated record
AUGGCCGAGCAGGAUGGCAACGUGGCCAUGCUCCAAGAGCUCAGCGGCUACCAGCUCCAACAGGACGAAUGCCGCAAGCUACUCAAGGUGUUCAACGGCAACUUGGAACAGGCGGCAGAGAAGUUCUUCAGCUCAGACCUGUCGACCGUACGCAAGCUGAUCGAUGGAUCGACGGCGACCUGGGACGAGAGCGCAUUCGGUGCAAGCAGAUAUGCAGAGGAGGCCCACAGCAGUGUGCCCACCUUCAAUAUUGACUACCCGCUAGGUUUCGACAACCACUCCCGCAGCGGCGCCAACAGCACAGCGCCCACCCGGCCCAACUCGCGCAUUGGCACGCGCCCAGGCUCGGCGCUGUCGACGCACGUGGGCGACGAUCCGAUGCAGAGCAUCGAGAACGCGCAGGAGUCGGGCGUCACAGGCAGCUCCAAGGCCGUCUUCGGCCCUGCUACACGAAGCAGCUAUGACACCGCCAACUGGGCCAUGGUUCCCGCCGCGACCGCCUCCGCCUACAUUGACGAUCCAGCACCGAGCCAACGACAGCGAGAAGAGGGCCAGCCCGCCAUCCUGAAGCCUUCGCCGAGGUACAACUACUUUCCCGCCAUGCUGGCCAUCAUCCACUCCAUCCCGCAGUUUCGAAACGCCCUGCUUUCGCCUGCAGUAACACAGAACGACUACUGGGUCGGCGACGAGUGGUGGAAAGGCAAUCCCUCCGGCUCCGGGCGCACGCGAAUCUUCGAUGAUUCAGUUGGGUGGGACGAGGCGUACGAACUAGACAUCAUCUACGAGACACAGCGUCUGAUGGCGUUCCUGGACAACACUGACAGGGCCUACGCGACAAUAGAGUCCAUGCUCGAGUCCGACGCCUGGAAGCAACUGGAGGCGCCUUCGCUCGAUGAUCCGGACGAUGAUAUGCUGAAGUUUCUCAUGCUCUGGAGUGCAGCCUAUGCGAAACACGACCCCAAGUUUGAGAUCAACGGCAUGCUGCGGUCCGUCGUGAAUGCUCAGCAGCAAGUCAAUAGUUUCGUUCUCGACAGCACGGUGACAAAGCGCCACGAGAGGACGCCUGACAUCUACGAUGUGCUCGAUGACACCUUCUUCCCCAACCCAGAUGGAACGGCUCACAUCAUGGACAUAAGCAACGUUUUGAUCUUCCGGCUCAGCUCGUCCGACCAAGAUGGAAACGAACUGGGCUGCCGCAUCCCUGCAACGCUUUACCCGGACCGAUACCUUGAAAAGAACAAAUCUGUCAUCACAGCCAUGUUCGAGGAGAUGGCAUCAUACGACACCCAGUUGAGCACCAUUAACGAUCAGACCGAUAGGCUGAAAUUUCACACACCGGCCAAACGCAACUCGAAAACGAUCGAGUCUUUGAAAUUGAUCAAGACCAGCAUGAAGGCUUUCCAGCCCAACUCGGAAGGAGAUGAGCCUAACGCCAAGGAUGCUGCCACCCUUUCACAACUGCAAGAGCUGUACGAGAGUGUCGAGAGCAAGCUAGCCACCCUCGAGGAGCAAAGAAAACAAGCUCAACAGACACUCAACACCAUCUCAAACCGCUUUAAACCGACAAUCGACGACGGCGCUGAACCACUCAUCGAUCUUACCGAGCCCAAUUACCCCAAAGGACAAUCUGCUCAAGACGCAAUGCACCACCCAUACCAACUCUACGGCGUAUCCACCCGCCGAGACGUAAUUUAUCUCCUCCAUCCCGACACAGCGUCUAACACUCCCGACGCCAAGCAAUGGUGGCGCAUACAAUACGACUCCGAGUCCGGUUCCGCAAACAUUAUUCGCGAUCGCGUCGACCUCCAGCAAGUCCUUGAACGUGCCACGUCCGAAGCGGCGUCUGUCCUGCUCAUCUACGCCAACGAGGCUGCUAUUUCGGAGCCACCCCUCCCCCUGUCCAAACCCCUCGAAGACUUUGUCAAAAAGGACAAACUCUAUUUCCUCGAAGAGUUGCAGAAGAACCACGACCUCGGGGCGGCAGGUGUGUGGGCAGACUACGGGGACGAGGUGAGAGGGGAUUGGGACAAGGAGACUGGACCGCCCGAGUACAACCAUGAUUGGGCUAACAUGAGUGCCAAGCAGUACCACGAAAAGGACGGGCAGCGAGAAUCCGCAAUGUCGAGUGCGACACUGACGCCUAAUACUGAGCUGGACGGCGAGUCCGGCGUGCGAGAGAUGGUUGAAGUGAACGGCGGCAUGGACGCCAUGACAGGUCUCCGAAGUGAUGCGAUGGACGUGGAUACGCAAACGCAGAGUUGGGAUACGCAGAUGGUCGAUGUUAAGGAAGUGCAGGCUGAUGAAGUAAAGUCACAACAUAUUGAGUUUGCAGACAGAAAGGGCAGUUAG